This is a messenger RNA of Zingiber officinale, 943 nucleotides long. RefSeq lists its product as uncharacterized. Lineage: Eukaryota; Viridiplantae; Streptophyta; Magnoliopsida; Zingiberales; Zingiberaceae. The record is from RefSeq and is a predicted model, not a curated record. Bases 71 to 796 code for a protein of 241 amino acids. The transcript has a single exon.
UCCUAAUUCACAAUCGUCUCUCUUCAGUUCCACCAUGAUCUGCUAGUAGUUAUACAAGAACAGAGCAGAGAUGGGUUUCAAACCCCUCACUCUCCAUCUCAUGCCCUGGUGCUUCCACGUGGCCGGCGCCUCCCCGUGGCUUCCCAGCGACGCAGCUACCGACACCGCCGCCGACCCUCCACCGUCCAACCGAUCCGUCCGCCUGCUGGGCGCUGACGGCCGGAUCCGCAUCCAACACCUGCCCGUCUCGGCCGGCGAUCUCAUGGACGCGCACCCUCUCCACCUCCUCUGCCGCUCCGACGGCCUCGUCAUCGGCCAGCCCGUCCCCUGCCUAGCCCCCGAAGAGUUCCUCCUCCCCGGCCGCACCUACUUCCUCCUCCCCGCUCAUCUAUUUCGACCCGCCACCCCCCUCUCCUUCUCCUCCCUCGCAUCCUGCCUCGGCGACUUUCUCAAGCGAUCCGGCGGAUGCUCGCCGAUCCGACCGAUCGAGUUCCAGAAGACGCCCGCCGGAAGGCUCCAGGUCCGCGUGUCCGAUGAGUACCUGGAUCGGCUGGCGGAGGAGGAGGCCGCGCAGGAGAGGAGAGGGCGGGGGGUGUGCACGACGGAGGAGUUGGCCAAGGACUACAAGCAGUUGGUGAGAUGCCGUUCGUGGAAACCGAAGCUGGAGACGAUCAAAGAGUCGGAGCGGAGCCGCGGCCGCGGCCGCGGCGGCGCGGCAUUUGGGGGUAUCGGACGAAGGAAGAGGAGCGCCCAAAACCAGAGCGCCACUAAUCACGGAAAAGAAGACAGAGACUGAUAUAAGGCGGCGUAUAUCGUACAUAUCAUUAUUCCGUUAUACAUAUAUAUCAAGUCAUGUGUUAUAAAUUGUUAAAUCGGCCUAAAAACCUUGUUUAAGUAUUUUGGCUGUUACACAAGUGGAAUUGAAAUAUUUGAAUGGAGAAUA